GUAGGUUGAGAAUGUAUCUAGCUAUAUAGCACGUUGGCAUUUUAGGACUGACAGUGCUACAGUGGCAGAAUCGGCAUCCUGUUUCUCUCGUCUCCCCAAUCAAGCUCAAGGACCAAAUGUCUCUAGUCCCCAGGAAGAUAGCGAACGGAUGGUUAUCCGCGCUACAAUUGACAGCCAAGCAAGUGCAAGCGGCCUUUAUCAGCGGCCUGGGUAUAAUACCAUGCACCAUACAUAGCUCCCUGUGCGGGCGCGGAGCGUUCUGGUCCACCUCAAUACAUUCAGAUCUAUCUGAUGGCAAUGAGUCCCGAGCCCACUUUCAAGGAGCAAACAUGACAUUGCGUAGAGGGAUGCAGCACGAUGCUGUUGGGGAUCAAAUCGAAAUUUGUCCGGUGGCACGCCAUGACUCGCAUGAUUUGCACUGCUCUCAGGACCACCUUCGAUAAGCACUGACGGUACGUGAGGCAAGCUGACGAAAAGGGGCCGGUGAUGA
This is a messenger RNA of Tilletiaria anomala UBC 951, 490 nucleotides long. RefSeq lists its product as uncharacterized. The transcript has a single exon. Lineage: Eukaryota; Fungi; Basidiomycota; Exobasidiomycetes; Georgefischeriales; Tilletiariaceae. The coding region runs from base 117 to 443 and encodes 108 amino acids. The record is from RefSeq and is a predicted model, not a curated record.